Messenger RNA from Cyphellophora europaea CBS 101466, 348 nucleotides. RefSeq lists its product as uncharacterized. The coding region runs from base 1 to 348 and encodes 115 amino acids. The record is from RefSeq and is a predicted model, not a curated record. Lineage: Eukaryota; Fungi; Ascomycota; Eurotiomycetes; Chaetothyriales; Cyphellophoraceae. The transcript has a single exon.
AUGGCUGUUCUUCCCCAAUGGCGAGCCUCGGAUCGAACCUGGGCACAGACUACCACUGGUGGCUCAACGGCCUCACAACCACUCGGGCCGAGCUCAGCAACGCCUCUUACUGCCCAAUCGUCUCAAACCUCGUCUACAGCAUCUACAACAGCUGCAGAAGCAAAUGUCGCGGAGCUACUCGCGAAGGAAACGGAAACAACACGCCGACUGCGAAGACAGUUAGCAGAGCAGGCAGAUAGCAUCGCAGCGAUGGCGAUGGAGCUCGCGCAAGCGCGUUCGGCCCAGGUGGAGGAGCUGAAGGCGAAGCUGGAGAAGGAAUUGAAGACAGAGCCGCGGGAGGGUGCGUGA